Molecule: messenger RNA, 2445 nt
Organism: Closterium sp. Yama58-4
Lineage: Eukaryota; Viridiplantae; Streptophyta; Zygnematophyceae; Desmidiales; Closteriaceae
Source: the annotation of a GenBank genome assembly
AUGGUAGGCGCCGUAGGUGACACAGGGGUGGUGGACACCCUGGAGGCACGGCUGGAGAGCGCGAGGAGGAAGCACGAGGCCAACGAGUAUGGCGACCUACCCUGGGCGGUCGUCGAGGCUGGACUCCGCACCAUGUGGGCGACGGAGCACCCUCCUUCUCGGCCUGCAUCUCCUCGACCGGUGAACACCGAGGGCGGCGUCGACGUGGGCGUCAACGCCGGUGGUGACCAAGUCGGCAGCAGUGCGGGAGGCACGUCGUCGAGGCAGCGUGGUGUGAUUCACGCCGAUGAAGUCGGCGUCGUUCAGGCGCGAGGGAUGCGGUCGUCGGCGGCUGCAGGCUCCUCGCAGGGUGAUGUCGGAGGUCGACGAAGUGGAUCUUUGCCGAUGUCGGCGACCCAGGUGACAGCAGGCGGGAUUGCACCGAGCUACGGCUACUUCAAGUUUACGCCGGAUAGGAUCUUGGUCUCUCCCGUGCUGGUCGGUCGACCCGACAUACUCACCUGGAAGGAAGCUAUCGAGCCCCAGCUGGAGAUGGCGGGGCUGAUCAACUUUGCCCGUGGCACUGUGGCGACGCCGGAUGACCCCGACUUGCAUGUGGAGUUUCGCGCUGUGCAGCUGCUGACCUUCACGGUCAUCUCGCGGUGCUGCUCGCCGGGCGUGCAAAUCGCCCUGAAGUCGUGCAGGGAGCACAUCGACGCCGGCCACCGGGCGUGGCACUUCAUCGAGUCGACUUACCAAGUCACCGACGACUUGUUUAUCGCCCAGCUUGAAGGGCAGCUGACGCACCUGCGUAUGGGCGACCAGGAGACGGCGACAGACUACUGCAACCGAGCUCGGCGGAUUCUUGCCACCAUCAGGAUGGCCGGCGCGGAGUACUCGACGGCGUCGUACGUCACCCAUGUCAUGCAGGGACUCCCAAGCAGCUACAACCUGCUGAAGCGGCUGUCGAUGGCGCCGAGCACGCGGGCGACGCUCAACGAGGACACGUUGACCUCGUACAUCUUGCAGGACGAGGCGAUGCAGGAGGCUGAGCGGUCCCAAGAGCUCUUGGCGCAGGUGAACUACGUCGCCCCGGCGAAGCAAGGCGGUCGACCGGGGCAGCGUGGACAGUCUGGCGGCGGUGGUAGCAGUGGCUCGAAGUCGGCCAAGGAAGUCGACAAGAAGAAGUCGACCAAGGACAGUGGUCGAGGAGGAGGAAGUCGACGUCGGGAGUGCUGGCUGUGUGGCGACCCCGACCAUCUCUCCUUCGAGUGCCCCGACCGCAGUGACUCCGACGACGACGACGCCAAGGGAGGCCGCGGGAGGUCUGGCAGUCGUCGUCCUCGUCGAGGAGGAAACCAGCCGCGCAAGGAGAAGCAGUCGACCAAGUCGUCGACAUCGGCGAAGGACGCCGACUCUCCUGCUGGCGGAAAAGGGCGCGACGACAAGUCGGCGUCGUGCUCUCUGGUCGGCGUCGUGGAGCCGACCGUCUCGCUGGCGCCGGAGGCUGGCGAGGACUUCCAAGCGGUGGCGGCAGCUGUGCAGGCUAAUCCAGCAGUGGUCUUGCUCGACAGCGGCUGCUCCCACCACCUGAUGGGGACGAAGGACGCCUUCGUCGACUUGGGGCCGAGCGGCGACGUGAAGCACGUGCGUGGCUUCAAUGGGGCGCUGCAAGACGUCAAGGGUCAGGGCACGGUUGCGCUGCAAGGGGAGGCCGGGAAGCGGGUGCUCAUUCCCGACGUGCUGUACGUCCCGGGCGUGCACGCGAACCUGCUGUCGUCCGGACAGCUGAAGGAGAACGGCGUGAAGCUGCAGGACGACGGUGACGGGAUGCUACUCGUCUCAGCAACGGGCGACGUUCUUGGUCGAGCAACGCUGCACGCGCGGCUGGCGCACGUCGGCAUGGACACCAUCUCGAAGUCGGCGAAGCAUGAGGUCGCCACUGGGCUGGACCUCAAGUCGACGACCAAGGGCGCCGACUCACCGUGUGUCUCGUGCGUCGGUGGGAAGCUGGCGCGGCACACCUUCCCCGACCAAGGCUCCGACGCCGACGACGUGCUGGCUGUCGUGCACAUCGACCUGUGCGGGCCAUUCCGGGUGGCUGCCAAGGACGGCAGCCUGUACUUCUUGCUGCUGAAGGACCGUAAGUCCCGCUACGUGUGGGUGAAGCCGGUCGCCAAGAAGUCGGACGUGCUGCUGGAGUUCCAGAAGUGGCUGGUGCUGGUGGAGCGGCAGACGAAGAAGUCGGUGUUGCAGCUGCGCUCUGACCGAGGAGGGGAGUUCCUCGGCAAGGAGUUCACCGCCUUCGUGGAUGGCAAGGGGAUCGUCCACGACCUGACCUGCCCCUACACCCCGCAGCAGAACGGCAUGGCGGAGCGGGAGAUGCGAACGGUGGUGGAGUCGGUGCGGACGAUGCUGCUGCACAUGGGCGUGCAGCACCACUGGUGGCACCUCGCUCUGCGGUAG